UUUUUGUUACCCCUCGUUAACAUGGAACGCAGAAGGCAGAACCAACUAUUAAUUAAUUUAAAUCUAUUAACUAUUAACUAUUAACUAUUCAAUCUUUCAAUUUCAAUUUCGAUUUCUAAGAACGCUCCCUCUCUCCUUCUCCGUGCGCUGAUUCAACUUCGAUUUGCUACAAUCCCAUCGCUAAUUCACAACACCACAAAGAAUCUUGCUUCCAUGGCGCAAUCUCCCAAUAUACAGCGUACGGACUCAAACACGCCCUUAAUGGGACAAAGAAAUGACUUGGCAAAUGAUGGACUUGUUCCUCAGAUAUUUUCAUCUGUUCCUUCUCUCACUGAAGCUGCUGCUUAUCUUUCACAAACAACGUCGUUCCUUACUGGUUGUUUCUAUGAUUAUUCAGUAGAACAUUCCUCUGGAGAUUCCAGUGACUCUUCUGGCGUUCAUGCACAAGAGCUUGUGUCUUUUGCUUCAGGGGAAACUGAGGCAUCUUCUUCUAAUAAAACAUUUCAAUCUUCUUAUGCACCUCUGAAUACAAAUGAGGACAUCACAGAGACUUCUGUUGGAGAUUCAUCAGGAAAUGCCGGUGCACUAGUAAGAUCAAAUCCUUCUGGACAAACUGGAAUUCCCCUCUUCCAAAGCUUGAUUGAGCGUGCUCGGAGGACUGUGCGUGGAUCUGCCGAUGAUAUAGGAUGGCUUGGACGUGAUCCUGGAAUGCCCCCAGUUGAAGAUGGAACGGAGAGGUUUCAUGAGAUUCUUGAUGAAAUCAAGCAUGGUGUUCAUAGGUUACCAAAUUCUAUGAUUUAUUUGUUAAUACCAGGUCUUUUUAGCAAUCAUGGCCCACUCUACUUUGUCAAUACAAAAGCCAGUUUCUCAAAAAUGGGUUUGACUUGUCAUAUUGCUAAGAUUCAUAGUGAGGCUUCAGUUGAGAAAAAUGCCAGAGAGCUAAAAGAGUAUAUUGAGGAAAUUUGUUGGGGUUCAAACAAACGCGUUUUGCUUCUUGGACAUAGCAAGGGAGGAGUAGAUGCAGCAGCUGCUUUAUCAUUAUAUUGGUCUGAUUUGAAAGAUAAGGUCGCUGGAUUGGCAUUAGCACAAAGUCCAUAUGGUGGUACGCCAAUAGCUUCAGAUCUACUGCGAGAAGGACAACUUGGCGAUUAUGUAAAUAUACGAAAACUUACUGAGAUUCUUAUCUGUAAAGUAAUUAAGGGUGACAUGAGAGCCUUAGAAGACUUGACGUAUGAAAGGCGGAGGGAGUUUUUAAAGGAGCAUCAUCUACCAGAUGAACUUCCUGUUGUUUCCUUUCGUACUGAAGCUAGUAUUUCCCCUGCCGUUUUAGCGACGUUAUCUCAUGUUGCCCAUGCUGAACUACCCACAGUUGCUGGCGAACCUAAAAAACUUCCUGUGGUGAUGCCCUUAGGUGCUGCUAUGGCUGCUUGCGCACAGUUGCUGCAGGUUAGAUAUGGUGAGAAGAGUGACGGGCUUGUGACAUGCCGGGAUGCAGAAGUUCCAGGAUCUGUUGUGGUGCGACCUAAACGAAAACUGGACCAUGCGUGGAUGGUUUAUUCAUCACUAAAUGAUGACCCUAAAGAAGGGGACGCAUCUCAGGUGUGCGAGGCUCUCUUGUAUUUACUUGUGGAACUUGGUCAGAAAAAGAGGCACGGCCUUGAAAGGAAAGACAAGUUGCGAACUAGGUGGAACGUGAAUCCUCCAAGAGGAAUCGCCAUCGUCUUGGACAAAGAAGCUCCUAGAUCGCAUCUCACAUGACUGUUCCAUCACCAUCCUUAUCAGUUUUAUAUUAUAUGCCUUCAGUUGAAGUGAAAGAGGUUUAUUUACUUAUUUAUCUAAUAGAAAAAACUAGAAACAUAAAUAGCUACCCAAAUAGUUGUGUGGAAGAAGUCUUGUUAACUUUUUCAAACUAGUUACUUACAAAGAUUCUAAACAAACUCCAGGGAAAAGAGAAAAAGCAAUCAGUUCAAAGAAACAGUAUUCGCAACCAAUAAAAAAAGUACUUUAAGGUUGAGGUAAUCAUCAUUAUUCAACGUUUUUAUUACUUUU
Molecule: messenger RNA, 2049 nt
Organism: Arachis duranensis
Lineage: Eukaryota; Viridiplantae; Streptophyta; Magnoliopsida; Fabales; Fabaceae
Exons: 10
Coding region: 214-1758 (514 amino acids)
Source: RefSeq, a predicted model, not a curated record